AUGUCGACUUACGACUCUAAACAAAGCCAACAAAUCAUAGUCGUCGUCGGCGCUACAGCUUCUGGAAAAUCAAGUGUUGCACAUCUUCUUUGUGAACAAUUCAAUGGAGAAAUCGUUAACGCUGAUGUCAUGCAAUGUUAUAGAGGGGUGCCUAUUGCUACAAAUAAACCCUCGUUGUCUGAGCGAGAAAAAUAUCACUACCAUUUGGUCGACUGCGUCCCCUCCUCUGUAAACUACACAAUUCAAAAGUGGGUCAUCGAUGCGGACUUGCAAAUAGAACAAAUCGCAAAGCAAAACAAAGUCCCAAUCGUUUGCGGCGGGACGUCGUACUACAUCGAUGCUCUUAUUUACAGACAUGAAUCCAACCAAUUUGACUCGAACGAAUUGACACACAGAAAUGGAGAAAAGGCAGAUCAAGAAGAUUUGGAUUUUGAACUUCCUUCCGAAGAAAUGCUGUAUAAAAAAUUGGAGGAAGUUGAUCCUCAAAUGGCGGAGAGACUUCAUGAAAAUGAUACAACGCGGAUACGAAAUGCGUUACUCUUUUAUUACCGAACAGGGAAGACAUUAUCAUCACAACUACUUGAGGAUAAAGUUGAUGUGAAAUACAAAGCAGUUUUUGUAUGGGUAGACGCUGCAUUGGUUUUGUUGGACAAGAGAGCAGACACUCGUGUUGACGAGAUGGUGUCGAGUGGUGUUGUUCAAGAGAACGUUGAGUUUAUAGAAUCAUAUAAAUUCGAGUUGGAACAAUUGGAAUGGAAGUGGGGAAUUUGUAUGGCGAUCGGUUUGAGUGAAUUUAUUGACAUCCGUCUAAACAAGGGCACCAUAGAAGAUGCAAUCCUGAAUAUGAAAACACACACAAAGCAAUACAUCAGAAAACAAAUCCGGUUCAUCAAGAAUAGAUUUAUAGCACAGCGGAAUGUUUUAAUGUAUCAUUUUAUUCACAACGGAGAUGUGAAGGUUGGAUUUGAUCAAGUGGUUAUCUUUGUCAAAAACGCGAUGGAAUCGACACUAGAAAUGUCACCCACAACGAGUAUUGAAACUAAAAACUUUGUGGAAUGGAAGAAGUACUAUUGUGACGUUUGUAAAGUAACCUUGAAUGGUGAAAACGAGUGGAAGACCCACUUGAUUUCUAAAAAGCAUAGAAUCGCUACACAAAGAUUAAAUAAAUAUCACCCACCAAAGUAA
Messenger RNA from Entamoeba invadens IP1, 1185 nucleotides. Its product is annotated as tRNA isopentenyltransferase, putative. NCBI's taxonomy places the organism in Eukaryota, Evosea, Mastigamoebida, Endamoebidae. Bases 1 to 1185 code for a protein of 394 amino acids. Gene Ontology annotation, biological process: tRNA modification. The transcript has a single exon. Gene Ontology annotation, cellular component: mitochondrion. Gene Ontology annotation, molecular function: tRNA dimethylallyltransferase activity; zinc ion binding; nucleic acid binding. The record is from RefSeq and is a predicted model, not a curated record.